Chaetomium fimeti is the source of this 1038-nucleotide messenger RNA. RefSeq lists its product as uncharacterized. Bases 1 to 1038 code for a protein of 345 amino acids. The transcript is spliced from 2 exons. NCBI's taxonomy places the organism in Eukaryota, Fungi, Ascomycota, Sordariomycetes, Sordariales, Chaetomiaceae. The record is from RefSeq and is a predicted model, not a curated record. Gene Ontology annotation, molecular function: protein binding.
AUGGACGACAUAGAACCACCCAGCAACUCCCCAAUUGAUCUGACCGAUAGAGGCGAUCUGAUUCUAAACAUUCACGAUGUCAAUCGGCUCAAGCGCAGCUCAUUCGUCGUUUCGUCUCACAUCCUCACCAUGGCCUCGCCCGUCUUCGCUGCAAUGCUCGACCCGAAGUUCAAGGAGGGUCAGCAACUUCUACAGAGUCGCGAACAGAAUGCCGCCGAGAAACCGAUCAUCCUCCUAGAAGAGGAUGACGUGGACGCAAUGGACUUCAUCUUGAGCAGCCUCCAUUACAAAACCGACAGGAUCAAGCACGACCUCGGUGCCCAGGCCAUCGCAGAGAUUGCCGUACAAUCCGACAAGUACGACUUCCAUGGCGUGCUAGUCCCUUGGAUCAAGCUCUGGUGCCAUCCCGACCGAUUUCCCGUGCGUCCGUCACACAAAGUACGAGAUAUGGGGUAUGGUCUGCUUGUGGCAUACCUGUUCCAGUCGCCAGACUUUGUGGCCGUGUCUGCAAGCUACGCGAAGACGCUGCCCCCGGACUUCGCGACAUCGUGGAGGACCUCCAAGUUCAUGUCACGCCUGCCAAAGGUCAUCGAAGUCCAGUUGGCCAGCGAAAUCACCAGGGCGCAAAAGGAAAUACGCCUUCAAGUCCUCUCCAAGAUGGAUGAGUUGCAGCCCAAGAAUAAUCCCUGCACUGUGGACAGAUCUCGCUCCCAUCUCGUUCAAUACCUUGAUGUGCUGAAGCAUUUCGAUAUUUGGCCAUCCUUGGUUCUCUUCGACACGUCCUCGCCUAGCGACCUGGUUUCUCUCAUUCAAGGGCUUCCGCGCGCUCCCAAUCCUGUGUGUCUUCGGUAUCAGUUGCCACAAUGCCCUCUUCGCGUCGCCAUAACGGAGUUGUGCCGGGCCGUAUGCACGAUUCGUGAUAACAUGGAGGGGGUUCCGCUGUCCAUGGUAGUCGGCGCUUCUGACGAAAGUGGGAAUGACAGCUCUGAUGACAUAGUCAACAAAGUCACAAAGUCGGUGUCGACCCGUGUUGAGUAG